Messenger RNA from Solanum verrucosum, 1532 nucleotides. Its product is annotated as zinc-finger homeodomain protein 6-like. Gene Ontology annotation, cellular component: nucleus. Bases 603 to 1511 code for a protein of 302 amino acids. The transcript has a single exon. Gene Ontology annotation, molecular function: transcription cis-regulatory region binding; DNA-binding transcription factor activity. NCBI's taxonomy places the organism in Eukaryota, Viridiplantae, Streptophyta, Magnoliopsida, Solanales, Solanaceae. The record is from RefSeq and is a predicted model, not a curated record. Gene Ontology annotation, biological process: regulation of DNA-templated transcription; regulation of developmental process.
AGUGAAAGGAAGCGUUAAGCGUAUUAAUAAUGAGAUUGUUGGACCAGUGUGCAGGCUGCAGAAGAGGACGAACAUGAUCUUGUCGGUUGUUUAGUGGAGUAAGUCUUACUUUCAUCAAUGUCUUAUGGCAACUCCCUCAUCACUCUAACUUUACCUACCAAACUCUCUUUCUUUUGUGCUUUCUUGGGUUGGAUGCCUCUUAAGGAGACACAAGAAAAUCUUCUCUCAUUCAAUUAUUUUUCUUUCUUCUACCCCUUACUCUAAAUCCUCCUCAUUUUCUUUAAUUUACAACCAAUGACCUUCAAAGUCUAGUUUUACCCCGUGUUGACCGUCUGUCUCAAUUUUCUUGAAAUUAUUACUCCCUACUACUAGCUAGCUCAGCACCAAGAUCAUUGGGUCAAUUCUUUGUCCAUUUAUCAGCCUCUUUAAUAGUACAUACAGUGGAUUUAGCACUAAAAAUAUCACACUCAAUUGAUUAGUCCUCCAACUAUGAUACAUCACUGUGUUACCUACAAGAUAUUUUUUUUUGUAACUUCGGAUAGAUUACCAGAAGGUGAAAGUUUAAGAUCAGACAGUCAUUUCAGAUAGCAAAAUUAGGAUUUAUGGAACACAGAGGCCAAGAAAAGGAUAUGAGCUUGCCUAAUCCCAAUCCUAUGAGUUAUAACCCAUCUCAACUUAACCAGCAAGAAUCAUCUUCCUCUGCAGCAAACAAAUUCGCUACUGCUCCUAUAGCUUCAAAUAUACCAAAUAGAACAGCAAAUGAACAAAGUAUCCAUGAAAAUACCAUUUUUAGCCCUAACCAAACCCUAGAUCAGCAUAAUCUUACUCAAAAUUCAGAUCCAGAUCCAGUUCGACAACUAUCUACUAGUUCAGCAAGUGAGAGGAAUAUUACCCCCGUCCGGUACAAAGAAUGUCUCAAAAAUCAUGCUGCAAAUAUGGGAGGAUAUGUACGAGACGGUUGCGGAGAAUUCAUGCCAAGCGGAGAAGAAGAGACACCGGAAUACCUGAAAUGUGCAGCUUGUGAUUGUCAUCGCAAUUUUCAUAGGAAAGAGACUGAGGACGAAUCACAAACACCUGGUGUGCAUAGAAAUAACCACCGUAUAACCAACCAAACUCCGCCUUCACUUCCAGCUGUGCCUACGCAGCAACAACACCAUCAUAAAUACUCACACAGCUAUCCAAGAGGUCACAUGGCACCAGUAAUGAUGAGUUUCGGUGGGAACACGGGAGUUGCAGCUGAAUCAUCAAGUGAAGAUCUGAAUAUGUUUCACGGAGGACAAGGGAUAAUUCAGCCUUGUAAUUUUUCGGCGUCGAAGAAGAGAUUUCGAACGAAAUUCAGUCAACAACAGAAAGAUAGAAUGCUAGAGUUCGCUGAGAAACUCGGAUGGAGAAUUCAGAAACAAGAUGAACAAGAAGUGCAUCAGUUUUGUAAUGAAGUGGGUGUGAAGAGACAAGUGUUCAAAGUGUGGAUGCACAACAGCAAACAAGCAACCAAGAAGAAACAAACUUAAACAGGCAAGACUACAAAAUCC